This is a messenger RNA of Thamnophis elegans (Western terrestrial garter snake), 3005 nucleotides long. RefSeq names its product NOP2/Sun RNA methyltransferase family member 7 (gene NSUN7). Lineage: Eukaryota; Metazoa; Chordata; Lepidosauria; Squamata; Natricidae. Bases 1 to 2178 code for a protein of 725 amino acids. Gene Ontology annotation, molecular function: methyltransferase activity. The record is from RefSeq and is a predicted model, not a curated record. The transcript has 11 exons.
AUGCCGAUUCUAAGGAGCAGCUUGGGGUCCGCGGACCACACGACUGCAAACGAGCUUUCUAGCCUGCACGAAACCAUAUUUUCCAGUGAAACACUGCCUUCUGACAUCAGUUCGACAGAGGUGGUUGUGAAGAGCGGGUAUCAAGACCCCCUGUACCUCAGUGCCGCCCAGAUUUUCCAAAGCGUCCGUAAUGAAAAACCACACGAUAAAAUCCUGGUGAAAUACGGAACCGGGCCAUUGCCAUCCCUUCCGGAUUUGAAAGACGAAGAAUUUCAGCGUUUGUCCUACGAACUGGCAUUCAACGCUCUAAAAUAUCAAGAAGUUUUGGAAUACAUGUUGAUAGACAGCGGCGUUUACCCCUUGCAAUCAAUAUCAGAUGACCUGACCAGCUUAGUCGUGGUGAUGCUCUAUGACCUCCAGGACCGGAAGUUUGAACCUCGCUCGAUUCCCGAGGAUGAAGAAACUGUAGCGGAAGUUCAAGAAGUGGAGCAUUAUCUCUGCAGUUUUAAGACCAAGCUGGCAGCUGCGUUGGCGAGGUGCCGGAUCAAACACGACGCUCUCACCAUCGAGCAUAUCCUGCCGGAAACGAUUCGGAGGCAAGAGCAGAGGGCUUCCACCUUGCCGCUCUACGCCUGGGUGAACACCUUGAAAGUCAGCCUGGAAGAAGUUCACGGCUUCUUAAAGAAAGAAGGCUUCACGAAAGUACAGUCCAUCUCCGAUUUUGACGGUUGUUCGUACUGCCAGGACAAACACUGCGAGGAUGGACUCAUUUUCCCGUCUUCCCUUAAAGAAAACCUGCUGACCUUGGAACUCUACACCGAGCACAAGCUCCUCUUGCAAGAUAACUCCCGGACCCUGGCGGUACAUUCGGUGAAAGCCCUGCUGAAUAUGGACGACGAUAUUUUAAUUGCACAAAUGGGUUCCUGGCUCACUGUGGCCCACAUGUCAGUGCUGACCAAUCAGGACACUUCCCGGGUGUUUGUGUGCGGAGUGAAGUCUGCGGCCCGAGAAGCGGAAUUGAAGGAUCUCUUCGCAUGUAUGGAGUGUAAAAAUAUCGAGCUGCUUCAUGAAGAUUUUGCCGACAUCGAACCCACGUUUCCCAAGCUGCAGAAAGUGAAAGUGAUUUUGCUCCUGCCUCGCUGUUCCGGCCUGGGGGUCAGCAAUCCGAUCGAAUUUAUUUUAAAAGAGCACGAAGAUGCAGAAUUGCUUCGGGAUCUCUCCCAAGGAUCGGUCGCCGAAGACAAGCUAAGCACCCUUGCUCAACAGCAGCUGAAGGAGCUGACCCACGCAAUGCAGUUUGUUAAAGUCCAGGCUCUGGUCUACUGUACCUGCUCCUUGUACCCGGAAGAAAACGAAGUCGUCGUGAACAAGGCCUUGGCGUCCGGAGCGGAAGGAGCAAAGGCCCAGCCGUACAAGCUCUGUCCGCCUGUUCUUCCUUUGUGUUCCAAGUCGGAGGUCAACGUAUCUGAACAGAGGUUCUUCCGGAUGGAGCCCUCCGAUAUUUCCAAUAGCUGUUUUAUUGCUGUCUUAAGCCGAGAGCGCGACCCGUCCGAAUCGGUGACUGUGAAAGACGUUUUGGCCCGUGCUGCGGCGAAAGGCCUACUGGACGGGAUCGACCUGGCGAAGCCGUCAAAGAGAGAAGAGAAAAAGAAGAAGAAACACCGAGCUGCCCCGUCGAAGAACCCAAUCAAAGAGGCAGUGAUGCAAUCCCGGAUCCAGGAGUUCCUGGAACGAGAAAUGAAAUCCGGAACGAUGGAGUCUCCUGGAUCGAAGGUGGCUCCCAGCAGCUCUCAGGUGUUGAACCAAACCAGCGAGCCCGUAACGUUGAAGAAAGCCGCCAACCCAAUUUCGAACUCGUCUCUUCCCGUGAUGGCCAAGAACAACCUCGCCACCACCUCCAGCAUGCAAAAAGUCUUGGAGAAACAGAGGAACGUCGGGAAAUCCAGGAACGACGACCGAGUCAUGAUUUUGAAGCCUGUUGAGAUUGUCCUGCCCCCGGUGAUGAUGCCGUAUUUUAACCCCCAAGGGAACAGGGCCCAGAUUUCGACGAGCCACUGUUACUAUCGUUGGAUCGGGGCAAAACACGGGUCGCUUAGCCCUUCGGCAUCUAAACGACUGAUUAAAUCCAAAGAGCCACCCCCGUCUACGGGGACCAAACAUUCUCGCCCGUGGCUUUGAAGUGGGCGCCAUCUUGGUUUGUUUCGGUUUUUGUUUCCCUCCCCCUCUCCCCCCCUCCUCCUAGAAUUUGAGACUGAUGUUCGUCGAACCGCCAAGCUCCUGAAUAUCGUUUGCGCCCUAAAGUGCUUUUGGAAAGAAAUCGAAACGUGGAUCUCUUUGGACGUUAUUGCAGACGAGCGGAUUUGCAAAGGUGUUGUUUUUUUUAAAAAUUAUGAUGGUGAUGUCAUGCUUGCAUCCACGUCAAAAAAAAAAAAAGCACACUUAUGGCUUACGCAGAUCAUUGGAGGGAACUUAAUAAAGUUUGAUGCGGGCUAGAGCUAACGAGUUGUUAAGCCACUGCGGACCGGAACGGAUUCGAAGCGGCUGAAUUUGUAAGGCGAACCGUUCACUCGUGAAUGAAAACCGGGGGGUGGUGGUGGUGGGGGCUACAAUGUGGAGAAAAGGAGGGUUCGUUUUUAUCCCCGAUGUAUUUCAGAUCAUUUUUUUUUCCUUGGGAAUUGAGACUGUGUUCCCCGUUUCCGAUUUUAGAAGACCCCCAACUGCCCUUCAGCGUGAUCCUUGUAGAUGUCCACUUGUUUAAAAGCCCACUCUUAAGAAAGUACAGCACUUUCGAAACUAGGUUGGAAAGAGAAAUCCCAACGACAAAUAAAGUUAAAACAUUCGGGCAAGUGGCCUUUUUUUUUUUCUGGCGUUGGCGUCACAAUUCGCAUGCUUUCCUUUGGCUUCCAGGUGAAACCAGCCUUUGCUAGCAACUCAAUAGAAAAUCAUCAAGUUAUUAUGCCGUAUGGUCAACUGGAAACACAGCAUAUUAAACAAUUCCUGAUUAA